Molecule: messenger RNA, 1735 nt
Organism: Ochotona princeps (American pika)
Lineage: Eukaryota; Metazoa; Chordata; Mammalia; Lagomorpha; Ochotonidae
Gene: BAK1
Product: BCL2 antagonist/killer 1
Exons: 6
Coding region: 303-938 (211 amino acids)
Biological process (GO): intrinsic apoptotic signaling pathway in response to DNA damage; regulation of apoptotic process; extrinsic apoptotic signaling pathway in absence of ligand
Cellular component (GO): mitochondrial outer membrane
Molecular function (GO): protein homodimerization activity; protein heterodimerization activity
Source: RefSeq, a predicted model, not a curated record
CUGUCUGGUCCCCUCCCCACUGCCUCCCAGUCCCUGGCCUUCCUUCUGGACGGCUGGCUGAUGCGUCCUCUAGAGGGAGCUGAUUGCAGUCGAAGCACCCGGCACCUCUAUGGUCGCUAGAGCCGUGUGGGUUCCUGGGGCCGCGCCGGGACGGCAGAGGCUGCGUGGGGAAUGCCCUAACGCCUACUACUCCUGGAAGCUGGGACGCCCCUGUCCCUGAGAGCAGCCAGCAGUCCCUCAGGAUCUGAGGCUUUGGCCCAAGUCCGGGCGGGCUGACCCUGUCCUCCACUGAGGCCUGAACAAUGGCAUCCGGGCAAAGCCCAGGCCCACCCAGCGAGGGGUGCGAUGAGCCUUCACAGCCCCGCAAUUCCGAGCAGCAGGUAGUACAGGACUCAGAGGAGGUUUUCCGCAGCUAUGUGUUUUACCGGCACCAGCAGGAGCAGGAGACCGAGGGGGCAGCCGCCCCUGUUGACCCCGAAAUGGCCUCCUGGCACCCAGCACCUAACAGCAUGAUGGCACAGGUGGGGCGACAGCUUGCCUUCAUCGGGGACGACAUCAACCAGCGCUAUGAAGCAGACUUCCAGAGCAUCCUGGAGAAGCUGCAGCCCACAGCCGAGAAUGCCUAUGAGCUGUUCAUCAAGAUAGCCUCGAGCCUGUUUGAGAGCGGCAUCAACUGGGGCCGAGUGGUGGCCCUCCUGGGUUUCGGCUACCGCCUGGCCCAGCACAUCUACCAGCGCGGCCUCACGGGCUUUCUGGGCCAGGUGACCAGCUUUGUGGUCCGCAUCAUCCUGGAUCGCCACAUCGCCCAGUGGAUCGCGCAGCGGGGCGGCUGGGUGGCAGCCCUGAGCUUGGGCAACGACACAGUCCAGUAUGUGAUAGCGGCCCUGGCUGUGGUUUUAUUCUACCAGUUCGUGGUACGGAGAUUUUUCAAAUCAUGACUCCCAGCAGGGACCCUCUAGGGUUCUUGCUGACACCCCUGCCUGGAUUGAAAUCAAGUUUCCUCCCCUCCCCCCUUAGGGGUCCCUCCUCCAGUACAGAAGCUUUAGCAGGUGGGCACUCCAGCAUCAGAGGGCCCUGCCAUGGACCAGUCCAGUGCGGAGGUGCCCCAACACUGCAUGGUGCUAAUGGGCCUGUCAGAGAGAGGCUAGAGCCUUAUCCCCCAGCCCGCUGGAACCCCUUAGCCCUGUCUGGAGGGCAACAGGGCAAGAGGCUGGUAACCACUUUAAUGGUUUUUAGCUUUUUAUAAUACUCUAGAGAGAGCCCUCCCCAAGCCCACCGCUCUGCCCUAAGUCAGGACAUCCCGGGCAGAGUGGUCAGUGGUUCUACUCCAUGUCCCCAGGACCUAGCUCUCCUGGAAGGGUGGGUUCUGAGAGCUGGGGUCCCAGCUGCUCACCCAGCUCUGCCCCCUGUUCCCACCCCACAGUGCUGGACUCUCAGGGAUUCUGAGCUUGGGGAGUGGGAGACUGUCAGUGCACCCUGGUGCUGUCUGAAGGAAUCCACUGGGUCCCUCCACACCUGCCACGGGGGUCUCAGCUCUUUCCCUUUCCGAAUCUCCCCUCUCUCAAACCAAACCAUCGUUCACUACCCAUGAAGGGCCUGCUCCACCGUCCCUGGGGAGCAGGACACUGCUGAUCCAUACUGCUUGAGUCAGGGCUUGUUUUGUCAGUACAGGGAAAUGGGGUACAAGGUUCAUCUGGAGAGGGACCCUGAACAUCAGGCAGAACCCCAGAGGCGG